AUGGGACUACAACGGUCGUUUUCAGAUAUCACCAUCAUUAAUUGUGCGCUAAAUCUGCCACUGAUAGUUAUAUCUAUCUUUGCAAACUCGUUGGUUUUGGCGGCCAUGUGGACGGCACCUUCACUUCGUUCGCCCUCUACCGUUUUCUUGUGUUGCCUUACCGUCUCAGACAUUCUUGUUGGAUUCAUUGCUCAGCCUGUUUACAUUGCCACAGAACUUACACGUGCUCCAUUCUUAUACGGCGCAAUGUUUGGGCUGACUACGUUAGCUUGCGGUGUUUCAGUCUGUACAAUGGCGGUCAUAAGCGUAGACAGGUACUUAGCUCUUCAUUACCACAUGACCUAUCCACAUAUAAUGACUGCAAAAAGAGCUCUAUAUAUUACACUAACUGUUUGGCUCACUGGUGCUUUUGCUUCGUGUAUCAAACUUUGGAAUACAAGUUUCUUCUUCUAUGUGACGGCUGUUGGCAUAGGUGUUUGCAUCACAAUUUCGACGUUUUCAUAUGUUAAAAUUUUUCUGAUCGUUCGUCAGCAUCAACUACAAAUUCAAGCCCAACAUCAGGCUGUACAGAACCUAAAAACUGCAAACCGUACUCUGCAUCUAAAUAAAAGUGCCAUAAACACUUUUAUAUACUUCGUGUUUAUGAUUCUGUGUUAUUCUCCACUAUUCGCUUCCAUGUUGAUUUUAGCUAUUUAUCAAAAACACGAAACAGAGGCAUGGAAUUUUGCAGAUACGAUUUCUUUUAUGAACUCGUGUAUAAAUCCAGUCUUGUACUGUUGGCGUCUUAAGGAGCUACGGACGGCAGUUUUGAAAGUACUGAGAAAAAUGUCGUGUAGCCAUAUUGGUAAAUCUUAA
Messenger RNA from Porites evermanni, 855 nucleotides. The record is from the annotation of a GenBank genome assembly. NCBI's taxonomy places the organism in Eukaryota, Metazoa, Cnidaria, Anthozoa, Scleractinia, Poritidae.